Messenger RNA from Dama dama (fallow deer), 7928 nucleotides. Its product is annotated as zinc finger protein 135. Bases 494 to 2455 code for a protein of 653 amino acids. Gene Ontology annotation, molecular function: RNA polymerase II transcription regulatory region sequence-specific DNA binding; DNA-binding transcription factor activity, RNA polymerase II-specific. NCBI's taxonomy places the organism in Eukaryota, Metazoa, Chordata, Mammalia, Artiodactyla, Cervidae. Gene Ontology annotation, cellular component: nucleus. Gene Ontology annotation, biological process: regulation of transcription by RNA polymerase II. The transcript has 5 exons. The record is from RefSeq and is a predicted model, not a curated record.
UGAGCGACGCAGUUCGGCGCCCUCCGCGCAGGCGCACUCCCAGACCAACGCGGUCGCAGCCACACGCUCCAGUCCCAGGAGUGAGGCGUCAGAGGGGCUCGAACUUCUCAGCCUCAGCCCCCGGCGGGGUGGGACGAGCUGACGACCGCUCUCUGGGAGUUGUAGUUCUGCGCCCGCCCAGCUAGGCGCAAUUUCGGCCAGCAGCGGGCGUGGCCUUCCUCCUGGCAUUCCUCCAAGGAGUGCGGAACUAGAGGGUCCCAGGGUGGAAAACAAGGCGGCGCCAGGAUUCAGAGCCCCUCAACCUCAGCCACCCAGGAGGGGGCGUGGCAAGCGGGAAGACGAUCGGUGGCGCGCGCCACCCUCUGGGAGGUGUAGUUCAGCGUCGGUACGCAGGCGCAGUGCGCUCCGUGGCGGCCUCAGUCUUUGUCCUACAGUCCAGCGAACUGCCUACAGAGGAGCUGACUAUUCCUGCAAGAGGCCCGAGGAGGAGGGAAUGACUGCUGGGCUCCUCACCGCCGGGGACCCGGAGCAAGUGACUUUUGAGGACGUGGUCGUGGACUUCACCCAGGAGGAGUGGGGGCAUCUGGAGCCGGCCCAGAGGACCCUGUACCGAGAUGUGAUGCUGGAGACCUUCGGGCUCCUGGUCUCUGUGGGACACUGGCUCCCAAAGCCGGAUGUCAUCUCCCUGCUGGAGCAGGAGGCAGAGCUGUGGGCAGCGGACGAGGGAGGCCCCCAAGAUUUGGAAACCAGACCCCAAAGCAAGCUAUCAACUGAAAAGCAAGGUGUAACUGAAGAAAUACCCAACAGUGCCCUGGUAGAAGGGUUCCUACAGGAAAGUCUGUGGCACUCUAAGGAUGAAGAUGCUGCAGGCAACAGGGAACAGGGCCCUGAGAAGUCAGAUAGCUGUGUGGUGCAGGCGGCCUGCACACCUGUGAAGACACCGACACAGGAGCAGCAGCAGGGUAAUGGGUGUGGGGAAAACUUGAGUCUGAGGCCAGAUCUCCCAACUCAACCAAUGACUCCUGAAAGGCAAGGUGCCCCAAUGCGGGGAACACAUGGACAGAGGGAGAAUUCAAACUCAAAUGCUCAACAGAAAACCUGUGCAAAAGAGAAGCCCUAUGGAUGUCAGGAAUGUGGAAAGGCCUUUAGUCACAGCUCAGCACUCAUUGAACACCACCGAACACACACAGGAGAGAGGCCUUAUGAAUGUCAUGAAUGUGGAAAAGGCUUUCAAAACAGCUCAGCACUUACCAAACACCAGCGAAUCCACACUGGUGAGAAGCCUUACAAGUGUACUCAGUGUGGGAGGACCUUCAACCAAAUUGCCCCAUUGAUCCAGCACCAGAGAACUCACACGGGUGAGAAACCCUAUGAGUGCAGCGAGUGUGGGAAAUCCUUCAGCUUUAGAUCCUCCUUCAGCCAACAUGAGCGGACGCACACAGGUGAGAAGCCCUACACGUGCAGUCAGUGUGGAAAGGCCUUCCGACAGAGCAUCCAUCUCACCCAGCACCUGCGAAUCCACACUGGGGAGAAGCCAUACCAGUGUGGAGAGUGCGGCAAGGCCUUCAGCCACAGUUCAUCCCUGACUAAACACCAGCGGAUCCACACUGGGGAGAAGCCCUAUGAGUGCCAGGCAUGUGGAAAAGCCUUCACCCAGAUCACACCACUGAUUCAGCAUCAGAGGAUACACACAGGCGAGCGGCCUUAUGAGUGCAGUGAGUGUGGGAAGGCUUUCAGCCAGAGCACACUCCUGACUGAGCAUCGGAGGAUCCACACAGGAGAGAAGCCCUAUGGGUGCAACGAGUGUGGGAAAACCUUCAGUCACAGCUCAUCGCUUAGCCAGCACGAGCGGACACACACAGGCGAGAAACCCUAUGCAUGCAGGCAGUGUGGGAAGGCCUUCCGGCAGAGCACACACCUCACUCAGCAUCAGAGAAUCCACACGGGGGAGAAGCCCUACAAGUGUAGUGACUGUGGUAAGGCCUUCAGCCACAGCUCAUCCCUGACCAAACACCAGCGGAUCCACACUGGGGAGAAGCCCUAUGAGUGUAAUGAGUGUGGUAGAGCCUUCAGCCAGCUUGCUCCACUCAUUCAACACCAGCGGAUCCACACAGGAGAGAAGCCCUAUGAGUGUAAUCAGUGUGGCAGAGCCUUCAGCCAGAGCUCCCUCCUCAUAGAACACCAGAGGAUUCACACCAAGGAAAAACCCUAUGGGUGCAAUGAAUGUGGAAAAUCCUUCAGCCACAGCUCAUCGCUCAGUCAGCACGAGAGGACACACACUGGGGAAAAGCCCUACGAGUGCCAGGACUGCGGAAAGUCCUUUAGGCAGAGCACCCACCUCACUCAGCACCGGAGGAUCCACACAGGAGAGAAGCCAUAUGAGUGCAGGGACUGUGGGAAGGCCUUCACACACAGCUCCUCCCUUACCAAGCACCAGAGAACUCAUACUGGGUAGACCCACUCCAUGUGUGCUGGGACCCAGCAAAGCCUUAAGCCAUAGCACAUCACUUACUACAUUUGACCCAGUCAUACUCCUGAUAAACAAUACACUGUAAACAAGCCUUUGUGCUCAACACACCCCUAAGACUCCCACACAGAGUUGACAUUUAUGGAAAUGACUGUGGGAAUAGCAAGCUCUGGGUCAUCUAUCCCAGACAGCCAGUCAUCCAGACAGUAGGGAAGUGUGAAGUUAAUCACUAUUGAGGACCUUUAGCCAUGAGUGCCCACCAAUGCUUCACUAUAGAACCUACAAAAGGGAGAAAUGGAAAAAAUGUAGUGAACAUGGGGUGGCUUCUAAGAAGUCACCAUAUUCUAAACCAGAUAUUUUGAAAGUGGUGAGAAACUCAACAAAUGCCUUUCAUAUAAAAGAAUCAGAUGCAGUCAGAAUUUGUCAUUAUUGCACAUGACAUUCUUGUGGCUAGGUGCUUAUGAAAAGUGCAAGUUGACUUUCAUAUUUGCUAAAACCAAUAUGGCAGAGUGUUCCAGACAUGAGAGUGGCAUUUUUAUGGAAUCAUGAAUAUUCAAAUAUCUCAGCACAAAAUUUUCUGAUUUGUGUGUAAUUGAACAAGGUACAUGGCCACCAGUCUCACAAAUGUGAAUGCCAUAUGAUAAUUAUCCAUGUACUAUAAACAGAUUUUAAAAUAGUUGUAUGCAUUAUGUGGCAAUAAGUUAAUUUUUAUAUGCAAUGGAACUGAAAAGAUUUGUAUAGGAAGACUUGAAAGGUAGAGCCCCUUCCACAGAGUCUUGCAGAUUCUGAGAUGGCUUUUACUGCUUUGUUCUUGCUAUAAAAUUUUCUACCAGACUCAAAGGCAUUAGAAAUGCAGAUGUUGCUGUUUCACAGAGAAGAUUUAUCUUUGUUAAGUCACCAUCUUGGGGCUUCCCAGAUGACUCAGUGUUAAAGAAUCCACCUACCAAGCAGGAGAUGCUGUUUUGAUCCCUGGGUCAGGAAGCUCUCCUGGAGAAGGAAAUGGCAACCCACUCCAGUAUUCUUGCCUGAGAAAUCCCAUGAAGGGAGGAGCCUGGCAGGCUACAGUGCAUGGGGUAACACCUAAUUUUAUCUUGGCAAUUUUUCAUUUUUCCUCCCAAAGAGGGGGCACUCCUCAGUUGUGUGAGCUUCGACUCCAAUGAAUCUGGACUGAUCCCUGACUCAAGAUACUUAAGAAAGACAUUUAUAGUGAUGAUGUUCAUAGAUUUUAUAUAUGCAUUGAAGACAUACAUACCAAAUCUUGUACACAGAAAAAUUAGUCAUCUGUACACUGAAAAGUCAAAAGUAAUAGUUCCUAUGUGCUGGGAACAUGAGAAAAUAUUUUUUCUCCCUCCCCCCCUUUUUUUUAAAGUUUUCCGUGAUUGGGAGAAGUUUUUUCAAAAUGGUGGAAAGUGAAUUUUAUAGAAACCCAGUAAAUAAUUUUCAAGAAAAUUUAAAAAGCAAAAACAAAUAUAACUAAAAUUCCAUGACUCCAACAAAACUAUUUUAAGUUUUACACUUUCUUUGCUAUGAUUUGACCACAUUCACUGUCUUAUAGUUACAACAAAAUAAAUAUUUAUAAUUUACUUACUAAGCAAUGCUUAGAAAUAAGUUUUUCUGUGUUGCCACACAGUCUUCUUAAUUAUCAUUAUGCUUAUUAUUCCUUUGAAUAACUCUACCAAAAUUUAAGUCAUAGUUCCUCUGUAAUUGGGUAUUUAACUCCAUGUAAAUGAACAUCCUAGUCACUUGUGUAUAUUUUGCUUUUAGUAUCCCACAAAGGUCCAGGAAGGAUUUCAGCCUCGAUGUAUACAGCCUUCUCCGUCCCCUGCCCCACCCCCCACCAACUAAUUCUUUAAAAAAAAAACAACUUUAUUUUUGGCCCUGCCACACAGCAUGUGGGAUUUUCAUUCCCCAACUGGGGAUCAGACCCAUGCCCUUUGCAUUGGAAUCUCAGAGUCUUAAUCACUGGACCACCAGGGAAGUCAUUCCUCACUAACUCUUUAGGAAAAAUCAUCAUGUCUUUACAUUUCAAGAAACACAAAUGUAAAAGUAAGUCUUAAGAAAUUGGGCUGUUUGUGUUCCAAGUAUUUGCACUGGUUGACACUGAUUUACAAAGCUCAUCAACCCAGGCAAUGAUGGGGGGUAUGUAUUAGUCUGCUUGGACUGCCAUAACAAACAGGUUAGCUGGCUUAAACAACAGAAAUUUACUGCUGGAGGCUGGAAGUCCAACUUAUGGAGUUAUGGAGCUACAGAGACUGAAAGUCCAAGAUCAAGGUGCUGUCAGGGUUGGUUUCUGGUGAGACCUUUUUCUGUAACUUCCUCUGUGCACACUCGGCAAGAGAGAGUAAUCUCUGCUCUUUCUUCCACUUCUUAUGAGUCCACCAGUCUUAUGGGAGUAGGGCCCCACCUGUGUGACCUCAUUUAACCUUAAUUAUCACCCUAAAGGCCCUAUCUCUAAAUUAUGGGUUAGGGCUUCAACAGAUGAACUGGGGAGGAGGGGCAUGGCAGCACACGACUCAGGCAUAGCAGAGGGUAGUAAGCAUUUCCUUCACAUUGGAAUUCAUUCCCAUCUUGCCCGGUUGCCUUUUAUGUGAUUUUACCUUCCCCUGUCCCUUUGAACAUAGGCAUCCUCUGACACAACAGGUUUCCCUGGUGGCUCAGUGGUAAAGAAUCUGCCUGCCAGUGCAGGAAACACAGGUUCAAUCCCUCAGUUGGAAAGAACCCCUGGAGAAGGAAAUGGCAACCCACUCCAGUAUUCUUGCCUGGGAAAUCCCAUGGACAGAGGAGCCUGGUGGGCUACAGUCCAUGGGUUUGCAGAGUCAGACACGACCUAGGGAUUAAACAAACCCUCUGAUACUCCUUGUGAACCUACUAACACUCAAGCAGCAGCAACAACUACAAGACAGGGAUGUGAAUGAGGAAAUAAAUCCUUGAUUAUGUUAAGCUCCUGUGAUUUGGGCAUGAUUACAACAGAAAUGUAUUGCUGGAGAAGACUCGUGAGAGUCCCUUGGACAGAAAGAUCAAACCAGUCAAUCCCAAAGGAAAUCAACCCUGAAUAUUCAUUGGAAGGUUGAUGUUGAAGCUGAAUCUCUAAUAAUUUGGCCACCUGAUGUGAAGAGCUGACUCACUGAAAAAGACCCUGAUGCUGGGAAAGAUUAAAGGCAGGUAGAAAAGGGGGUGACAGAGGAUGAGAUGGUUGGAUGGCAUCACCGACUCAAUGGACAUGAGUUUGAACAAACUGGGAGAUAGUGAUGGACAGGGAGGCCUUGGCAUGCUGCUGUCCAUGGGUUUGGAGAGUCAGACAUGACAGCAACUGAACAACAACAGACUUCCUGCCCAAAAACUGACAGAAAUAGGCAACAGUAUCUAUAGAAAGCAGUUAAGUUUAUGCGCAGGCAAAAAAAAAAAUGAACAAUGCUAGAAUCUGAGACUGAAUGCAGAAAUCAAAAGAUCACCUUACACAGCCCAAGGAGUUAAGUUCAGACAAAGCUCAUCAACCUUUACUUGUGUUUUCACUUUUUUUGAUCACUAUCCUCCCCACUCCCUGCCAAGUAAAAUACAUAUUUUACAUUGCAUCCGGUUUUCAUAUUUAGAUAUAUGGCUGAAAAGUUUCAUAAAACAGUAUUUGCCUUUACUAUAUUAUGAAUUUUGACUUAUUUUAUUCUAUGUCAUUACUUUGUAAUGCCGGUGGUCACCUCUGAUUUCACAACUCACUAAUGGGCUGAAACACAUGGUUUGAAAACACUCCAUUACUAGGCUCUGAGUGUUUUUGUGACCUUCGUAAGCCACUCCAUACCUAUAAAGACAUGUGAGUUAAACUGGAAAAUAGUAUACUACUGAGGAUUCAGACGUGAAUGUGACAUCACCUGUUUAUGAAAAGGCCAAAACAGCUGGCAAGAUUUCUGCUUGAACAACAGCCUUUGGAAGUUCUACCAGGAGGAACAGAGACAAGGCUGACUUGGAGAAAGAGCUGGCAGAUGACACACUUUAAGGCAAUUACACACUUCGCACAGAGACCAAUGUUCCAAUGUGUGGGUGGUGCUGAAGUGGGCCUAGAAGAAAGCAGAGUCUUCUUUCGUUCUUGAUGGCUUGUGCUCAAGGGUAAGCCCUCUUUAGUUGUGUUUGCAAGACCAGGGCUUCCUCGCAGCCCUUCCGGGGUUCUACCUGCUUUAGCCACACUAGCUCAUUUAGAAAACAAGCAGACCUACACCCACACAGACACCACAGGAAACCACUCAAGGGUUUCAAAGGAACCCGAUGUGUGAUUUGGAACAUUCAGGCAGGCAGCUGUCCUGUGCUGGCAUGUACAGCAAAGUGGCUCAUCUCUGCCUCAGAGUGAACGGGGCAAACGUCACCUUCCACGUGUUCCGGGACCCACCGAGCCUCCCCCGGUCUGGGCUCCACGUGCAGCCAGGUGAGGCCCAGUGCCCUCUCAGAUGCACAGACUCUUUCCUCUCAUGGUCUCCUGGUGCCCGGCCAGGGCCAAGCUGAAGUGGAAGUUUCCAGCAGCCCUGCCCACCUGGAGCUUCCUGAUAUGGCUCCUGAGAUGAUCCGUGAAAUGGUGGGUCCCCCCACAGGUCUCCCCACAGGGCCUGCAGGCCCCUGGCUUCCCUUGGGACCCCCGACCCCCAGACAGAUUCACGUACUGCAGGGCAGCAGGUGGCUAGAAGUGCCUGGUCCUGCUCGGCCACAGCAGGCACCUUCUUCGUUUGGCAUUGCCGGCGGCUGCUCCUGCUGGAGACACCCUGGGGCCCUGCCCACCCACACCCUCUGCAUGAGGCCUGGGCACCCUGGCCUUGCUGCAGGGUGCCUGGGGUGACAGGUGUUCGGGCUCUCCCCAGCUGUGCCACUCCCCUGGCUGGCUCGUGGAUGACUGACAGCCUGCGGGCUACGGUGAGAAGUCCUGGUCCCCCUCCCGAGGGUCCAGAACCUUCUGCAGCUGGCUUUCCUCCCACGUGGCAGUGCCCCCAAGAAGCAAAUGAGGAUUUCCCUCGUGAGCGUCUCACAGGCUCUCUUUGCUUUCCUGCCGCCUGAAACAAGGCCACAACGUGAGUGGUCCUGACUCACAGGGCUCAGAGAAGGAGACAGCUACGGGAGCAGUUUUGGGCGAGGAUGGAGGGUCUGGACAAGCAGGGAGGAGUGGGCAAGAGCAUGCCAUCAUCGAUGAACUGAGGGAGCUGAGAACUCGGGCCGGAUCACAGUUGCUGAGGGCUGUGGCGCGGGCCAGGGUGGUCCUGUCUGCUUUCCUGCCUCUGAGUGCCUGAGCUCGUGUUUGCCUGAAAGAAAGACCCUCACUCCCCGCCCACCUUACCGCUAAAAUGGCCACAUGACCCAGUGCUGGCCCAAAAGCUCAAGUGGAAGGGCUCCUACUGCCGUGAGAGUCGGGCCAGUCUGCCCAGACUGCGAGCUGACGCUGGCAAUGGACUGUCUGAGCCAGGACUGUCACCAGCAAGGGCCAACGCAC